AUGGAAGUGAUCAGGUGCGAGGAUAGGGAGCUCAUCCCGCUGCCCCCGCCCGACCUGCUGCGCAACUACACGGCCAGGGCGGACAGGGGGGGCAUUGACCGCUCCGACUUGAAGCCCAUCCGCAUUGAGCAGCCUGAGGGACCGAGCUUUCGCGUGAAUGGAUACACCGUGGAGUGGCAAAAGGGGCCGAGCUUCCGAGUGAAUGGAUACGCUGUGGAGUGGCAAAAGGUGGGUGGAGGUGGGUUCAUGCCUAGAGAAGGCUUGGUGCUACACUCCCUAGCAUACGACGAUGGCAGCAGUGGUAGGAGGGGCAUCUCUUCCCAAUUUCCAUCCCUUCCCUCUCUCUCUUACCCUCAUCUCUUGCCCCACCCCCGGCCUCGACCCCACCCGUUCAAUCUCCAGUGGAGUUUCCGAGUAGGUUUUACACCUAAAGAAGGCCGGGUGCCGCACUCACUAGCCUACAACGAUGGCAGCAGCGAUAGGAGGGGCAUUGCGCACUGGCUGAGCGUCUGUGAGAUGGUGGUGCCGUAUGGCGACCCCCACGAGCCCCACUACUGCAAAAACGCCUUCGAUGCCGGCGAGGACGGGCUGGGCAAGAACGCACACUCUCUAAAGAAGGGCUGUGACUGUCUGGCCUUCAUCCCCUACUUCGACACACACAUGAGGAACUUCAUCGGAGGGGUGGAGACGAUAGAGAAAGGGCUCUCCCAUGCCCCACCCCCCUAUCCCCACUAG
Messenger RNA from Closterium sp. Naga37s-1, 735 nucleotides. Lineage: Eukaryota; Viridiplantae; Streptophyta; Zygnematophyceae; Desmidiales; Closteriaceae. The record is from the annotation of a GenBank genome assembly.